This is a messenger RNA of Malassezia sympodialis ATCC 42132, 1596 nucleotides long. It is a transcript of the gene NAR1, whose product is annotated as iron-sulfur cluster assembly protein NAR1. NCBI's taxonomy places the organism in Eukaryota, Fungi, Basidiomycota, Malasseziomycetes, Malasseziales, Malasseziaceae. The record is from RefSeq and is a predicted model, not a curated record.
AUGGCGUUCAGUGGCGCUCUGACAUUGACGGAUCUCAAUGACUACCUCGGUCCUUCGCAAGUGUGUAUUAAGCCCGUUGAUGCACCGGCAAUGCCGGUAAACGAUGCACAGACGAGCAUCUCUGUGGAGGAUGGUGUAUAUGUGGAAACGUCGACAGGGUCGUCGCGCGCACGCACGACGCUGGAGACGGCACAAAUCUCUCUGAAUGACUGCCUCGCAUGUAGCGGAUGUGUCACAAGCGCAGAGACUGUGCUUAUUGGCAUGCAGAGUGCGGAGGAAGUGCGACAGGAGCUACAGCGCAAGGGAGACCGCGUUUUUAUUGCAACCAUUAGUGCACAGAGUGUUGCAUCGCUGCAGACGCGACUAGGGAGGCCGUAUGCGGUACUUUGGCCUCAAAUUUGCCUAAUUUUGCGGCGCAUGGGCUUUGAUCUUGUGCUCGACACCUCGCUUGCACGACACAUCGCUCUCCGAGCGCAUGUGCGGGAGUUCCGUGAACGCAAGAGGGCUAAGAUGGAAGGAGUGCAGGGGAAACCCACGCUCCCUAUGCUAGCUAGUGCAUGCCCAGGCUGGGUCUGCUACGCCGAGAAGGCCCACAGUGACCUUCUGCCGUUCGUGGCAGCAACAAAGUCGCCACAGCAGAUAUCAGGACUGCUAGCCAAGCGCGUUUAUGGGCCUGAGCAUGCAGGAGCGUCCGUUACAGGCAGUCUCCCUGCUCCCUUGGCGAGCAUUUACCAUGUUUCUGUCAUGCCCUGCUAUGACAAAAAACUGGAGGCAUCGCGCAGUGACUUUACGUCAUCGGACGGUGUGAAAGAGGUGGACUGUGUGCUGACCACAGGCGAGUUGCAUGACUUGCUGGUGGAACACGACUUUGAGACCUAUACGCCAACCGAGCAAGAGCUUGCCGUUCCUCGUCCGCACCCCGAGCCCGGCUCCAGCAGUGGUGGAUAUCUAUUUGCCAUCCUGAUGGAUGUGUACCGGACGUGGAUGAACGAUCAUCCCAGCUCGACGCCAGCUAUCGAGCAGCGGACAAUCCGCUCAUCGGAUUAUACCGAGUACCUCUUGCGCGCGGAGACAGGUGAAGUGCUGUUUAAAGGUGCCGUCUGCUACGGUUUCCGCAACCUACAGAACCUCGUCCGCAAACUACAACGCGAGACGGGUAUGAAAAGCACACGCAUGGGCCGUGGCCUAAGUCGUCGUGGUAUGGAUGAACCCCCCUAUGAGUAUAUCGAGGUUAUGGCGUGCCCUGGUGGUUGUGUCAAUGGCGGGGGGCAAAUGCGGCCGGAUCCUGAAUGGAAGGCGGCACAAGAGGCUGAACAAGCGCAAGCUAUGCAAGAGGGCGCACCUGUGCAAGGGUGGCAGGGCACAGACCGUCGGUGGGUGCAGCUGGUGGAACAUGCGUACUGGGAUGGUUCGGCGCUGUCCGACAAUGUUCUGGGAACAGUAAAGGAGGCGCUGUCUCCCUCGGCUCUUCGCACAUGGCUCGAGACCCUGGACAAGAGCGCCGCGGCAAUGGAACACUCAUUCAGCGAGUCGGACUUCCGCACGCAGUAUCACGGCGUCGAAGCGCAAACGAAUGGCCUGGCCGUCCAGUGGUGA